CUUGGUUGUACGUCGUUGUUUUCAAACAACCACCGAUAGUUAAUACAUGGGUAGUCAGUACCUGGGUUUCUUUGUGUGCAUAUUUUGUAUAUGAAGACUCUUGUACACCAGUCAUCGUGUUUUAAAUAGAGAAUCGUGUGAAAUGUUCGCAUUACAAAGAGCAAGCGUCAGUUCUCUGACUGGCUCGUUCAGUUCGGACUUGACGAAGUCAGCUCGAGGAUCUAACGCUGGCGAUGCCUUCUUCCGUAAACUCGAACCGUCUGUGGAUGGCAACUUGAAAAUUGCCCAUAUAAUAGAAACUAGUGGUGAUGUAAUGUGUUGUAGAUACAGUGAAGAUAGUUCCUUACUUGCAGUAGGACUAGCAAAUGGUGCUAUUAAGGUGUAUUCCACAGACAACAGUGCUAUGUUGUAUAAUCUAACAGACCAGGAAAUACUGGAUUCCAGUCUACCUUGCACAAGUAUACACUUUCGUCCACAUCAGAAUGAGGACAAAAGCAAGAAUCUCCUUAUGGCGACUUAUGCAUCUGGUAUGGUGAAAUUAUGGCAUACAGCUACAAGUACAUGUUUACAUACAACUCAUGAACCAAGACAGUCAUUGAAUUUAGCAUUUAAUAACCAAGUCAGUACCUAUAUCACAAGUGGGUCUGAUGAGAAAAUCUACAUUUAUGACGAACCAACACGAAAACUAAUAAUGACAUGUGAACCAAGUCCUUCAAAGAAUGUAAUGGAUGGCCACAGGGCCCGUGUGUUUGCUAUACAGUUCCAUGCCCAAGACAGGCAUGAGUUUGUAUCUGGUGGCUGGGAUGACACUGUACAAUUUUGGGACACAAGAGUACAACAUUCUGUGAGGAAACUUUAUGGUCCUCACAUUUGUGGUGAUGCUUUAGACAUAGAUUUUCAGCAUAAUCACAUUAUCACAGGAUCGUGGCGAAAAGAGUUUAAUUUGCAAAUUUGGGAUUAUGCUUCUGGGAAUCUGAUUAAGAAUGUUCCUGCAGAUUUCACAAGUUCACUGUUGUACUGCUCUCAGUGGUUAGGUAAGGAUCACAUCUCUGUUGGAGGAAGUGACAAUAACAUGGCAAGAGUCAUUGAUCGGGGAACACUGCAGACAACUGGUAGAAUUUUGGAUCUACCUGGAGGAGUCUACACUAUUGACAACGAUCGCCGUGGUGCUCAUCCUAAACUGGCUGUUGGUUCAGCUAGAAAUAUCUACAUUCUAGAGAAGAAAUAACCAAGCAACAGGAUAAUGAAACCUACAUAUUGUAUAUAUAUAUCUGUUACACCCUUUCCUGUAUGCACUGCACCAUAUUUUAACCAUACUGAGCUUUAGACCAUACAUAGAUUUCAUUAUAUUCUCCAUGACAUGUCAUUACAUUUACAUAUAUAAACAA
This is a messenger RNA of Saccoglossus kowalevskii, 1388 nucleotides long. RefSeq lists its product as uncharacterized. The record is from RefSeq and is a predicted model, not a curated record. Lineage: Eukaryota; Metazoa; Hemichordata; Enteropneusta; Harrimaniidae. Gene Ontology annotation, molecular function: protein binding.